Rotaria socialis is the source of this 1260-nucleotide messenger RNA. The record is from the annotation of a GenBank genome assembly. NCBI's taxonomy places the organism in Eukaryota, Metazoa, Rotifera, Eurotatoria, Philodinida, Philodinidae.
AUGCAAAUGCCACCUCCACCACCUUCAUCAUCGCCCGACGGUGGUUAUUUAGGCAUUCCGGCUAUGUCAUCUCGUUUGAAAGCUCUUGAGGAGAAAAUUCUACGUCAAUUCGCUCCAGUUGAAACGGAAACACCGCCGACAACUAAUCGAAUUACAAGUCGACCUAUGAAUGCACAACCGCGACUGCUGCCAACCAGUUUAAAUGCUUCCUCAUCGUCUCGUGCUAGUUCAGCCCCACCUAUACGUAAAGGUGGUUUUCAAUUGCCACUAUCACCACUUCAACCAUCUACAAAUAAUACCAGUGAAAAUACGCAAGCUAAAUACCAAGAGGUGCUCAAAAAUUCGGGUUUAUUGCAUAUAAACGGCGAACAAAAACGAGUCGAACUUAAAGAACUAUUAAAUGUAUCUCUUCUUGGUUUUGGUUCAUGCGGACAAGUCUUUAAAAUGGAACAUGUACCAAGUAAAACAGAACUUGCUGUUAAAAUUAUGCAUAGAACUGCAUCUGAUGAAGAAAAUAAAAGAAUUAUCAUGGAUUUAGAUGUUAUUAUUAAAAGUUACAAUUUUCCGUAUAUUGUUAGAUGUGUCGGCUAUUUUAUUAAUGCUACAGAUGUUUGGAUAUGUAUGGAACUAAUGGCUUUAUGUUUUGAUAAACUUCUGAAACUUAUACAACAACCUAUGCCAGAAUGUGUUUUAGGCAAAUUAACAUUUGCUACAGUAACUGCUCUUAAUUACUUGAAAGAAACCCAUGGUAUUAUUCAUCGAGACGUUAAGCCAUCGAAUAUAUUAAUAGAUGCUUAUGGAAGAAUAAAACUUUGUGAUUUUGGUAUUAGUGGUGUACUGAUUGAAUCAAUGGCAAAGUCAAGAAAUGCCGGCUGUGCUGCUUACAUGUCACCAGAGCGUAUUGAGCCAUCGGAUCCAGCAAGACCUGAUUAUGAUAUAAGAGCUGAUAUUUGGAGCUUAGGAAUUACGCUUAUUGAGCUUGCAACAAAUGCUUAUCCAUAUUCAAAUUGUCGAUCUGAUUUUGAUGUUAUGUCACGUAUUGUAACUGAAGAUUCUCCUCAACUACCUGCUCAUCUUUUAUUUUCUGAUGAUUUCCGAUCUUUUGUUAAUAUGUGUUUAAUUAAAAACUAUAAGCAAAGACCUAAAUAUGUUGAAUUAAUGCUCCAACCAUUCUUUGUCCAAUCACGCGAACAACCAGUUGAUCUUGCUGGCUGGUAUAAAGAUGUAACAACAGCGGCGAUAAACAAGUCACGCCGGUGA